This is a messenger RNA of Pyricularia oryzae 70-15, 280 nucleotides long. RefSeq lists its product as uncharacterized. Bases 1 to 216 code for a protein of 71 amino acids. Lineage: Eukaryota; Fungi; Ascomycota; Sordariomycetes; Magnaporthales; Pyriculariaceae. The record is from RefSeq and is a predicted model, not a curated record. The transcript is spliced from 2 exons.
AUGGUUGCCAAGUAUAUAGUUCGAGGAGGAGGAGGAGGAGUCGUAAAGGCAGUGGAGGCUUGCCGUCACCAGCAAGGCAUGGUUUGGCCUCGUGCCGGAGUAACAGAACAAUGGGAUGUGGUCGCACUGCUCAUCAUUGUUCCUGUGCUGCACGUGCUUCACAAGGAGGAGUGUAUUGACAUAAUAGGCGAAGAAGCUUGGAAAUUUGUGAGAUAGAAGUACUAUAGUAUGUGUAUGGAUUAAUGAUGGCGAGGGGUGCGAAUUGAGGAACAUUAAUGGG